Molecule: messenger RNA, 633 nt
Organism: Alexandromys fortis (reed vole)
Lineage: Eukaryota; Metazoa; Chordata; Mammalia; Rodentia; Cricetidae
Gene: Pla2g2e
Product: phospholipase A2 group IIE
Exons: 4
Coding region: 67-495 (142 amino acids)
Biological process (GO): lipid catabolic process; arachidonate secretion; phospholipid metabolic process
Molecular function (GO): phospholipid binding; calcium ion binding
Source: RefSeq, a predicted model, not a curated record
UCAGAGGCCCUGCUCACUUCCUCCCACCGCAGCAGGCUCCUGUGCCCCCUGCUUACCUCCCCCAGGAUGAAACCGCCCCUUGCCCUGGCCUUCUUUUGCCUCCUGGCAUCCCUGGCUAGGGGGAACCUGGUCCAGUUUGGAGUGAUGAUCGAGAGGAUGACGGGGAAGUCUGCAUUGCAGUACAAUGACUACGGCUGCUACUGUGGUGUAGGUGGCUCCAAUUGGCCAGUGGACCAGACUGAUUGGUGCUGCCACGCCCAUGACUGUUGCUAUGGACGUGUGGAGAAGCUGGGCUGUGAGCCCAAGCUGGAAAAGUACUUCUUUGCUAUUGGUCGAGACACCAUCUUCUGUGCUGGUAGAACGACUUGCCAGCGGCAGACCUGCGAAUGUGACAAACGGGCCGCGCUCUGCUUCCGCCACAACCUGGGCACGUAUAACCGCAAGUAUGCCCACUACCCCAACAAGCUGUGCACCGGGCCCACCCCACCCUGCUGAGGUCCCAGGCCUGCAGAAGCUUGGAGCCCAAAUCCCUCUCCUGCAAACCCAUCCCUCCCCUCAGAACCCAAAGGCCCUGGCCUCUGGAGCCAUACCUGUUCCCCAGGAUCAGCUAAAGGAGCCACAGGACCAUCCAGC